CUGAGAUCUACAUUACCGGCAGCUCUUGCGGUCGCUUGAAAAUUCAGUGUUCAGGAUAUCGGAGAAUGAAUAUAUUUGAAGCGUAAGACGGCUGCCAAUACGAACUAAAUUGAGGUGCAGUGCGUCCGACGUCAUGUUGUUUGCUGGGAUCUUGUGGUCCCUACUAGCCUGCUCCGGAUUCAGUCAAGCAAAGGAUGUUAUCGCGUCAAAGAGAGAUACAACGAUGGUGAACGUUCAGUCAGUUUACGACAGAUUCACAAAGCCAUCCCGUGGCAAGGCUACCUAUUAUGACAAAUACACCGGCGGCGGGGCAUGCGCACUAGACCCACUAUCACCGCUGUCUAGGGAGCCUGGUUGGGUUAGGAUCGCGGUGGGACAGGACGACUACCAGGGGUCCCUUGGGUGUGGCAUGUGCGUGGAGAUUACAGGGUCAGGGGAGCCCGCCAUUGCUGGGAGGAAGGGUAAUGCACCUGUCACCGGUACCAUCAAGGGCGUGGUUCAUGAUCUUUGCAGAACGUGCCAACAAGGAGACGUUGAUCUAUAUUUGCCCAUCGAUGACGACGGCGAAUAUAAGAUCCAGUUCAAGGCUGUUGAGUGCCCGACAGUUCAAGGGAGCCCGGGAAAGAUUCAGCUGAGAUUCACUGGAAGCAACGAGUACUGCUUCAAGCUGCAGGCCAGAAACACAAAGAUCCCUGUGGCAGGAAUGGAAGUCUUCAACACCGUAACAGGAGACUGGUACUGCUUGAAAAGGACAGAUGAUAACUACUUUUCCAGCGAAGGACUGGGGAAAGUUUCUAUCCCCAUGAAAGUGAGGCUAACAAGCGUGGCCAAUGAGCAGCUAGAAACGGUGGUGACGUCACUCAAGAACGACGAGAGCUUUCCGACAGAUGUGCAAUUUUCUGGACUAACAGUUGGUGACCCGAACAGCAUCCGGUGUUUUGGACAAGGAAACAUUCCUCCGGGCAAAGCAACUCCAGCUGAGGAUGAGAAGUUCUGCGCGGGAAAGACCGACGGGACAUACGCAGACCCAAAGGACUGCUCUGCCUAUUAUCAAUGCAAAAAGGGCCGUUCCUUCAAGAAGUUUUGCCCCGAUGGUCUUAAAUUCAACGCACUUAUCAAGAGCUGUGACGAGCCUUCUAAAGUGAACUGUGUCACCAAGCAAAGAGACGAGGAGGAGGAGGAGGAAAAAGUGAAGGAUGACGAGGAAGCAGACCUGAUGAACUACAAGAGGACGCGCAGAGGUGUCCCACGCAUCGUAGAGAGACAUAGAAGAGCGGCUGCAUCACAAAACAAACGAAGCGUAACACCCAAGCACCGUCACCACCACCACCACCAUCAUCAUCAUCACCGCCAUCAUCAUCACUCCGAUCACCAAGCCGUUAAGCGCAAAGAGGUCAGUGGUCACAAGUCUUCAGCAGAGAAGCGUGUUAAUGUCAAGGUCAAGGUCCAGUUCCAUGGAAACAAAGUCAAGAGCAUCAGCCAGGAUUUCAAUGCUCAUAAUCGGGAUGUCAAAAUUGCUAUGGAUACCCCUGAACAAGACGACAACAUCAUCGAGACCAAACUAAGCGGAGCAAGUACUGGGAACGGCAACAUGCUAAAGGCGCUCAUAAGUCAGGGGGGCAUCACCUCCUCAGAGCACGAGGAUGUCUCAGGGCUCGUACACAACAUGGAUGAUCCGAUCAGUUACGGGGCCGAUGGGAAAUUUGGUAAGAUGAUCCUUAAGAGCCGCAAGGGGAAUGGUCCAUUUAACACCGACCCAAUUCAGUCGUCAAGUGUAGGAGACAUGGACCGAAUUUCGGACACGGCCGAUAAUAAAGUCAGUGGAAGUAUGAUUGUAGAAGCACACAGAUUAAAUGAUGGAAGUGUUCACACGUCCACUACGAUUACCCCUGCUAGCGAACCGGACAUGCCUCAAAUUCAGAGAACAGACUCCAGUGUUCAACGGAUGGAGAGUAAUCAGGCACCAGUUCAGAACUUCGGUCAAGCUGCUGAAACAACACAAGGGAAAAGUGAAGGACAGCUAAGCAGCCCUCAACACAAUGAAGAACACCCUGAUCACCAAGGAGAAGACAGCAAUAAGGUAGAGCAGCUAAGCACCCCUCAACACCCCAUGCCCCACGCCCCAGAUGACCAUGACCACGGCCAGGGGUUAGAACAUGGUGAUAAGACUCCUCUCAAUACUCCACAAGAUCAUGAGUCCCAUCCCCCGGAUCACACCCAAGGUGCUGAUGGUGGCAGUGGGAACACCUCUCUCAACAGCCCUCAGCACCAUGAAUCCCAUCCUCCUGAUCACACCCAGGGAGCAGACAGUGGGGAAAAGACCUCGUCUGGUGCUGAAAAAACUGGAACGUCAACAAGUCAAGAAAGUCAGCCCGAAAAGGCAGAAAAUCAAACGCAGGGAAACUCAGAAGGAAAAGGAGACGCGGGUACUGGCUCAAAAGGCUCUGGGAAGAACAAACAAGACUUUAAGAUAAUGACCGAGUCAGAGAAUGGAGAAGGAAACAGCCAGGAAAGCAAUUCAGCAAAAGCUGAUAACCUAACGGCAGGUCAGAAGGGAAGCUCUGUUGAUGGCGGCCCUUCAGAGAAAGGAAAAGAUAGUUCAACCGAAAACAGUUCUGCUUCCCUUCAAGUUCUUCCUGCAGAAGGUGGUACAAGCAGCGGCUCAAUCGAGAAGCCUUCGGCUAGCGCUGAAGGAAAAGCCGCACCAGAGGAGUCUGGAAAACAGGAAUCACAGCAAGUGAAGGAUAAAGGGAAGGCAAACAGUGAUUCAAAGACAGAAAGUGCACCGAAAGAUGACAAGAAUAAAGAUAACUCCAAUAGACCUGAAAUUACCUUAAUAGGAGUUGGGUCACCGAUAACAGAGAUAGAAAACAAGGAUGGCGGAAAAACUGUCGCUAACAGUGAGCCUAGCGUUGUGCCUUCUGCACCAGUAAACACCCACAAAGAAGGGGAUAAUGAACAAAAUGGCUUAUCUAAGACAGAUGGAAGCAAGGUAACACCCGUAGCUCAACAAGGAAACGCAGGCGACCAAAGUUCAUCGCAAAACUAUGCAAAAGAAGCUACAAAAGCCGAAGAUGCAAGCGUAGCAAAUGGUCAAGCCAACUUGGCCAAGAGUGUAGACGAUGCAGAGCCACAAAGUACAACAACAAACACUCAAGUCACAUCAGAAAGCGGCAACACUCAGUCUACAAGCACAUCUAAUGUGUCAGGCUCAUCUGCUGGGGGAACUAGCAGCGCGAGCAGUGAAACUACUAUCACUCUCAGCUCUCAGGGGAAGAAAGAAGAUGAGCACAAUAAAGGCAGCUCUUCAGAUGGCCAAACACCAAGCACUGAGUCAGUUGAGAUGCUUAUCAAAUCGCCAAGGAACUUCAUCCGUCAGUUUAACGGAAUGGACAGCAGAUAUGGAUACCAGGAUACUUUGCCGAUGAGAGGCAGUGAGGCGUUUGACAGCAACGGCAACAUAAAAACAAGCUCACCGAUGAUAUCCGAGGACGACGCAAGUCACCUGCUUGACAACGAUAACAAGUUGAUGGACAACGGUGCCGUCCAGAACGAGUUAUUUAAUCCUGCUUUUGGCAACGAGAAGCACCCAAAGGAAAUGGAACAGACAAUCAAUGGAGUCCCGAAAGUCACCAAGGAUGAUGAGAGUGACGUCCAAGGUGAAGCAGAGGCUGUACUUGGCGACAACACCAAUCCUGCCCCGCAGCAGGCCCCGCCCCCAAAACUAAACACCCACCCUGCAAUUGGCCAUCCAAGUCAGGCUGUCAAAACAAAGGGUGCGAGUGUCUCAAAUUACAUGCCCGACGGGGGAUACAUGGGUAACCCUAUGGCGGACUCUAUGGGUGGGAUGGACAAUGACUAUGAUGAUUACAUGGGGGAAGGGGGGUACAUGCCGAUGCAUGGUGGGAUGGGUGGAAUGGGAAUGGGACGUAUGAGAAUGAGACCGAUGGGCAUGAUGAAUCAGAUGAACGGAGGCAUGAUGGGAAACGGAGGCAUGAUGGGAAACGGAGGCAUGAUGGGUAAUGGAGGAGGCAUGAUGGGAAAUGGAGGUGCGAUGAUGAAUGAUGGAAAUGGAGGAAUGGCCCAGAUGGCGGGAAUGCAGCAAAUGAACGGAAUGAGCGGAAACCAAGGGUCGCAGCAGCAAAUGAAUCCAAUGGCGAUGAUGAACGACAUGUUCAAGCAGAAGUUUAUGGAGGCGCAAGAGAAGGCAAUGAAGGAAAUGGCGGAAGGGAAAAGUGAGGAGAGUAGUGGAGAAUCGGACAAGCAAGCGGACAUGGUCAAGACAGAACAAGGGUCCGGCAGUGGUGAAGUACAAAAAAUGCCUCCGGGAGAUCUCCGUAUCCUUGGUGACAUAAGCACCAAGACCCCAGAUUCAAGCGAGGAACCCAAGCAAAAGAACAUGGCAGCUAGCGAUGCAGCCAAAAACAAGCAAGAAGUCAUGGAUAAAAGCGAGGCAUCCAAUGGCAAACAAAAAGACAAGAGUUUAAGCGAAGCUUCCAAAGUCAAGGAAAAGGACAUGCCAUCAAAUACAAAAUUAUCUAGCGAGCCUGCAACGAAUAACAAUGGACAAGCUUUGUCCUCAAAUUUCUGCAAAGUCAAGACAAGCGGAGUAUACGCCGACGAGAAAAACCCGAGCAAAUUCGUCAUCUGCUACAACGGCGUGAGGGAAGAGCGAGAGUGCGCCAAGGGCCUGGUGUUCAAUCCCAAGGAGAAGAUCUGCGAACAACCUGACCAGCGGUACACCAAGCCAAAAAAGGUAGGACGCAAAAGCAAGCUUGUGGAAAAUGCACAGGAGCCGUCCCACAUGGCAGAGAGAAUGAAAGAGUUCUUCAAGAUUGCAAAGCGAGAAAAGCGCCCCGCUCAUUAACACUUGCUUAUUUUAAAGAGCGGUGAUGGAAAAUAAACAAACUGUUGUUAAGCCAAGAAUGAUCAAAUCUAAACUUAAGUGUAGCAAAAUAUCUAACAAUACUGGGGUUUUGCCUUCAAUGUGUGAGAGCUUCAAAGAUUCCUUAAUCUAGGAAAAUAAAGUCCGAAUAAAAUCAGUUUAAACGCGA
Molecule: messenger RNA, 5054 nt
Organism: Nematostella vectensis (starlet sea anemone)
Lineage: Eukaryota; Metazoa; Cnidaria; Anthozoa; Actiniaria; Edwardsiidae
Exons: 11
Coding region: 134-4867 (1577 amino acids)
Cellular component (GO): extracellular region
Molecular function (GO): chitin binding
Source: RefSeq, a predicted model, not a curated record